AUGUUCCAACACUCUGUCUAUCAUGGUGCUACGGCUUACCAAAUUCCUGAACAGUAUCCUAUCUAUGCUCCUCCUCCAAUGCCUGCACCACCACCUCAUUAUUGGCCUGUGAAUGUUUCUGCCUAUCCUAGUCUUCUACAACACUUGAUUGGGAAUCAUGAUAGACAGGCUCGCACACGUCUUGCAGCAGCUAGCCAUCCUGACUAUGAGCGCCGCAUGAUGAAUAAAUUUGAACAGAGCCAUGCAGAGCGUAGACGGUGUUGUAGAGAGAAUACAAGGCCUGAAUCAGAUGUUUUCCCUCAUAAUCCAGCUUCUUCCUCUUAUCGACCACAGCCUCCAUUGCCACCUCAGUUAGAUGUACAGGCUUUGCAAUAUCAGCAUGAGCAACAGGCAUUUGAUCAGCAUAGAGCAUUCCUUCAUGAGCAGCAUCUUGAAGAGGUCCGUCAGCAGCUUUUGCAGCCUCAGCAAAGACAUCAGCAGCAUGAAUUGCAAAGACAGGAGGAAGGAAUCCAUGAGCAGGCAUUUUUUCAGCAACAACAUCUUGAUGAUCUACAGCAGCAGCAGCACCUUCAAAAUCAAAUACAAGUCCAUUUAGAAGAGCAGGAGCAUUAUGCCAAUCUAGCCAUCCAGCAAAACUACCAUGCUUUGGCUCAAAAUCAAGUGAUGCAACAGCUACCUCUUGGUCGUCGUCCUUAUCAAGAGCCUGACGCACGCUAUAGUGUUGGCCAUAUGGAUGUUGAAUGUUCCCACUGCAAAGCCCUUCACUUUUCCUCUGAAAAGCUAUCAUCUUCUACUCACAAUCACAUCCGCUUUGGCAUGUGCUGUUUACAAGGCCAAAUUAGGCUGCCUGUGUUAUUGGACCCUCCUCAAACACUGCGUGAUCUUCUCUGUGGAGACACUGAGAAUGCCAAAUCAUUCAGGCUAAAUAUCAGGCAAUAUAAUAGUGCAUUUGCAUUUAAUUCUAUUGCUGCCAAGCUAUCAGAUCAUGUUACCACUACUUCUGGGCCAUAUGCAUUUAAAAUCCACAGAGAAAUUUAUCAUCAAAUGGGUACCUUGCUACCACCCAACCAUCUUAGACCUUCCUAUGCUCUGCUCUAUGUUAUUGAUCCUCAGGCUGCACUCAAUGAGCGCAACAAUGCCAAUCCCAACUUGAAGUCUGAGAUCAUGAAUAACUUGCAGGAUAUGUUUCAUGAGCACAAUCCUUAUGUUCCCCUGUACCGCCAUGCCUAUCAAAUCAUGGCAGACAAGAAUCCUGGAGAACGAGACAAGCUUGCAGCCCGUAUUGCUAUCUUGCCCAAUACUGAUCAUUGCUGCUAUAAUGAGCCUACUGCAGGUGGAGUUGCUGCCAUCAUUCCUGGAAGUGGAGAUGAGGAAGUGGACUUGCACAGAGAUAUUGUUGUCCAUUAUAACCAUGGAGGUCUAAAGCAUUUUAGCCAUCUUCAUCCUCACUACAGUCCCUUGCAUUAUGUGACAUAA
Messenger RNA from Heterobasidion irregulare TC 32-1, 1476 nucleotides. RefSeq lists its product as uncharacterized. The transcript has a single exon. Lineage: Eukaryota; Fungi; Basidiomycota; Agaricomycetes; Russulales; Bondarzewiaceae. The coding region runs from base 1 to 1476 and encodes 491 amino acids. The record is from RefSeq and is a predicted model, not a curated record.